UCCCCACCAAACAAACAACGCACAACAAAAACCAAAGCGACAUGAGAACUCCCCAACACACCAAGCCAAAACAAAGGCAACCUUAGAAACUGUCUGUCUUUUGCACAGAGAAAGGGAACGGGGAAGAGAAGAGGGGAUCCGAACGUGGCUUUGGAUGGCGAGCGGGUGGGUCAAGUCGUUGCACUGCAAAUCGAGAGCGUUCGAGGACGUGUACCACCCCAACCCGAAGCGCCUCAUACCCAGUGCCAGUUGCAGAAAGAGCGUGCAGAGCAUUAGGGACGUCAUCGACACCACCAAGCACAAGCCCAGAAACCCCAAGUCCACGUCGCCCAACAGACAACCCGCUGCAAAGCAUCCGCGACCCACCAAAUCCGAACCCGUUUCCGCCCCGGAAAGCCGGCCCCCCCGUGCUCCGGACCCCUACCUCCCGGCCCUGACCGAGCUGCAUGAGGGCCACCCUUCUCGUAACGUCGUAGAGAUUAUCUUCCACACGAGCUGGAGCCCCAAAGCCUUUACCGGUCGGGUCGAGAUGAUUUUCAAGGUCCAGAACGGGUCCAGGACUGUGGCCCGCUUCGAGGAGUAUCGCGAGGCCGUCAAGUCUCAGUCCGGUUCGGGCGGGCCGACCGGUGGUGGCACGUGGGAGGAGAAUGCACGGUGCGUGGCGGACGGAAACGAGGUGAUGCAGUUUCACUGCCUGGGGCCAACGUCUGGCGGCGGGGUGUACGACGGGCGGGGCGGCGCGUGGGCAUUUCCGGGGUCGAAGGGAUCGGCGUUUUGUACGUUCUCCGGGAGUGGUGGGGCACACGAGAGCGCCGGCGGUGGAAGGGGCAGGAGGGCCAUGCUAGUUUGCCGGGUCAUAGCGGGUAGGGUGUCGAAGCGGCUCCGGAUCGACUCGUUGUUGGAUGGGCGAGUGGGAUUAGACUCGGUGAGUGGGGACAACGGCGAGUUGCUAGUGUUUGAUUCGCGUGCGGUGUUGCCUUGCUUUCUUAUCAUCUAUAAAUUGUAAAAAUACUAGGAAAAUUUUCAUUUAAAUUUUUUUUUUUAUUGAAUGGGGAUUUGAUGAAGGUUGUUCUUUGCAUUUAUCAACACAAAUUUUCGUUUUUCUUUGUUUGGGUGGUGGAUGGUUGAGUGUAAUUAUGAAAAGUUGUGUUGAUGAAUGCUAAAUUGCUAAUUAACCAAUUUACCGCUUAAUUUGCUUUUGUAGAUUUUGGUGGCCACCAAUACCAUAGUUAGUGAUGGUAUAGGUACGGUGGUGCCAAUUAAUUAAUGGAUGUACCGUUUCAUUUCA
Molecule: messenger RNA, 1288 nt
Organism: Alnus glutinosa
Lineage: Eukaryota; Viridiplantae; Streptophyta; Magnoliopsida; Fagales; Betulaceae
Exons: 1
Coding region: 155-1006 (283 amino acids)
Source: RefSeq, a predicted model, not a curated record